Thrips palmi is the source of this 3232-nucleotide messenger RNA. Its product is annotated as aminopeptidase N-like. Gene Ontology annotation, molecular function: metalloaminopeptidase activity; peptide binding; zinc ion binding. Gene Ontology annotation, biological process: peptide catabolic process; proteolysis. The record is from RefSeq and is a predicted model, not a curated record. The transcript has 15 exons. Lineage: Eukaryota; Metazoa; Arthropoda; Insecta; Thysanoptera; Thripidae. Bases 172 to 3123 code for a protein of 983 amino acids. Gene Ontology annotation, cellular component: cytoplasm.
AGCUGCGGAGCUGCGGGGCCCAGCCGCGCCGAUUCCAGAUCACUUGCACGCCGGCCGCCGCGCGCGCCGCCACCGUCCCCGUCGGUCCCCGAGGAGCGCCUGUCGCGCGCUCUGUCCCUCUCGCCCUCAGCGCGCUCCAUCUACCGCCCGUCCGCAACGCAAGGAUCAGCCAUGUCCGUCCUCGCGCCGUGGUCACUGGUGGCCUUGUGCGCCUGGACCGCUCUAGUGGCCGGCAGCCCCACGCCCGUAGUGCCCGCAGUGCGCCUCGACGACGCGGUCACGUCCCCGCCGAAGAGCCAGGGCGGCCCCCAGAACCGCCUCCCCCUGACGGUGUUCCCCAAGUCGUACGUCGUGGACCUGGACGUGGACCUGGAGGCCGGGGACACCGGCACGUUCUCCGGCACCGUCACCGUCACGCUGCAGCCCGUCAAGGAGGUCGCCUUCCUCACGUUCAACGUGGACCUGGACGUCAUCACCAUCACUAGUGCUUCGCUCAAGCAGACUGGCAAAGGGGGAGGAAUCACCUUCCCGACGCAGGACCAGGCCGUCAUCGAGCAGGACAAGGGCCUGCAGAUGGUGACGCUGAGGUGGAACGAGGCCAUCACCGGCAGCGACAUCCCCAUGUCCCCGGCGGAGACGUACGAGUUGAAAGUCGUGUACACCGGCAAGCUGAGGUCCGACAUGUACGGGUUCUACAGGAGCAGCUACAAGAACGCACAGCAGGACAUACGCAUGGCGGCCACGCAGUUCGAGCCGGCGUACGCCCGCAGUGCAUUCCCUUGCUGGGACGAGCCCCACUACAAGGCCACCUUCCAGGUCAGCAUCACGCACGCCACCAGCCUCACGGCCCUGUCCAACACCGCCGGCACCAGGGCGGACAUAGCCGGAAACACGGCGAGGACCAAGACGACGUUCCAGGUUACGCCCCUGAUGAGCUCCUACUUGGUGGCCUUCGUGGUCUCCAACUUUGUCGGGGUUGCCGGGGUCAGCCCCACGACCGCCACCACGACGGCGGCGCCUUCAGGCGCCACGACGCAAGCGACGCCCGGCGCCGUCACGGCCAGGCCGACCAUUCCGUACACGAUCUGGGUGCGGCCCGGCCAGCAGAACCAGGCAGCGUUCGCCGCCACGGUGGGCCCAAAGUCCCUCGCCGAGCUGGAGAAGUUCACCGGCAUUCGGUACGACAGCAUGCAGUUGGGCAAGCUGGACCUCAUCGGCAUCCCGGACUUCGCCGCCGGCGCCAUGGAGAACUGGGGCCUCAUCACGUUCCGCGAGACGGGGAUCCUCUUCACGGACGGCGAGACGACGGAGGCGUCGCGCGAGAGCAUCGCCCUGGUGAUCGCGCACGAGCAGACGCACAUGUGGUUCGGCGACCUGGUGUCCCCCGACUGGUGGGGCUUCGUGUGGCUCAACGAGGGCUUCGCGCGCUACAUGCAGUACGUGUCCAUGGACCUGGUGGAGCCCCAGUGGCGCCUCAUGGACACGUUCACGGUGCGCUCGCUGCAGGGCGCCCUGGCCUUCGACGCCCUCAAGAGCUCGCACCCGAUGUCGGCCACCGUCUACACGCCCGACGCCAUCCAGAGCAUCUUCGACCGCAUCUCCUACGACAAGGGUGCGUCGGUGCUGCACAUGACCAGGAACGUCAUGGGGGACACCAAGUUCAAGGCGGCGCUCAACGAUUACCUCAGCAAGAAGAGAAACGACGCGGCCAUCCCCUACGACCUGUUCAGCGCCUUCGAUAGGAGCCUCGGCAGCGACAGCGGCCUUCCGCGGGGACUCACCAUGGCCGUGGCCUUGGAGGCCUGGACGCAGGAGGCGGGCUACCCCGUCGUCACGCUGCGGACGGAGAACGGCAAGACGACGGUCUCGCAGGAGCGGUUCCUGUCCUCGCAAGGGGAGUGCGUGUCGACCAACACGCGCUGGUGGGUGCCCCUGACGUACACCGUGCAGAGCGGCGACUUCAACGCCCCCAAGACCGUGUGGCUGGACCCGCGCGUCGCCAACACGACCCUCGCCGACCAGGUCACCGGCUGGGUCGUGGCGAACAUCAAGCAGACAGGAUUCUACCGGGUCAACUACGACGACGCGAACUGGGCCAGGCUGGCAGCCCUGCUGCAGACGGAGAACAACCAAGUCCCGAUCCUGAACCGCGCGCAGAUGCUGGACGACGCCCUCAGCCUGGCGCGCGCCGGCCUGCUCAAGUACCCCGUGGCCUUGAACAUGACGCGCUACCUGAGAACCGAGACGGACCCCAUCCCCUGGACGGCGGCUCUCGGCCACCUGGAUUUCUUGAACAAGAUGCUGGCCGGGGACGCGGGGCAGACCGCCUUCAACAACUACGUCCUCGGGCUGAUGGACGCCGCCUACAAGAGCGUGGGCUUCGCCGAGGACGCCUCCGACAACCACCUCAAGCUGACGUUCCGGCCGACCGUGCUGGGCCAGGCGUGCCGCCUGGGCCUCAAGGACUGCGUGGACAGCGCCAAGACGGCCUUCACGUCCGUCCUCGGCGGCACCGCGAUCCCGGCCAGCCAGCGCAGCACCGUGUACUGCAUGGGCGUGCGCUACGGCACCACUGCCGACUGGGACACGCUGUGGAACCGGUACCUGAGCACGACGACCACCGUCGGCGAGCGCAGUCUCAUCCUGGGGGCCUUGGGCUGCUCCAACGACGCCAACACUAUCGACAAGUACCUUGGGUACUCCUUGGACGCCAACAUGGUGCGCGCUCAGGACGCGUCCACAGUCUUCAGCUCCGUCCUCUCGGGCGGAGACGCCAACCUGGACCCCGCCUUCGACUACUUCAUCGCCAACUUCGACAAGAUGAACACAGCGUAUGGCGGCUGGAGCUCCAUGCAGAACGUGGUCAACGGUCUGGCCAGCAGGAUCGUCGACGAGACGAGACUGAAGAAGCUGGAGGACUUCUUGUCGUCGAAGAGCAGCGCCCUGGGAGUGGCCCAGGCGGCGGCGGAGCAGGCCCUGGAGACGGCGCGGGCCAACCUGGCGUGGAGGCGGCAGCACCUCCAGGCCGUGUCGGGCUGGGUGCUGAGCGGGGCGCUCUCUGCGCUGCACCCUGCCCCGCUCAUCCUCGCCCUCGCCCUGGCCUUCCUCCUGCUGAGAAGCUGAUUCGACCAUUCCCUUUCUAAAGAAAAAAAAUGUGUUUUAAUUUUAACUGUGUAGAUUGACUGUGUUGAUUUUGAUACAAAUGUGUGAAAUAAAAUAAGUAUGCCUAAAU